AUGGAAGCAGUAAUGGGGUACUGCAGUAAUGAGUUUGGAAUGGAGGAAACAAAUUCAAAUAGUGUAGAGUUCGGAAUGGGAGAAUCAAGUGUUAUUGGAAUUGAAACUGCGGCCAAUUCUGUAAAUGCUCCUAAACCACUACUAGGAAUGAAGUUUAAUAGUCAUGAAGAAGCUUAUAACUAUUAUAACUCUUAUGCAUUGUUGAUGGGUUUUGGAAUAAGGAAGAGCAGUGUGAAUUACUCUCGCAAGACUAGAGAAGUGGUAGACAGAAAGUUUGUUUGUGAUAAGGAGGGCUAUAGAUCUAAUAGAGAUAAGAUGGAGAUGCCUUUUCGGCGAGAGACCCGAGUGGGAUGUAAGGCAAUGAUGCGAGUUAAAUUAUUGGAGGACAAAUCGUGGGAGGUCACGGGGUUUGUUGAAGAACAUACAAAUCAUGUGUUGAGUAGUCCAGACAAAGCAAAAAUGCACAGAUCACAUCAACAAUUUCAUAAAACUCAAAGAUGUAAAAAACUUAUUGAUAGUUUGCGAGAAGAAGGUAUGCCUCCUUCCACUAUUUCUUGCGUUAUCAAUGCAACCAAUGGAAGAGACGGUGAACUUGUGACAUCACAACAGUGCAUUGAUCAUAUCAGAACCCAAAGAGUCAACAAUAUUGGUCAUGAAUGCAUAUCUAUCAUUCGACAUUUUCAGAGUAUGACAGCGAAUGAUCCAGAAUUUUAUUUUGCAAUAGAAGUAGACAGUAGUGGACAAAGGAGGAGUGUAUUCUGGGCCGACGGAAGAUCAAGAGCAUCUUAUUUGCAAUUCAGUGAUGUUAUUGCGUUUGGUGUGACAUACAGAACUAAUAAGUUCGGUCUUCCAUUUGCUCCAUUUACUGGUGUAAAUCACCAUAGGCAGUCCACUUUACUUGGUUGUGCAUUAUUAGCCGAUGAACAGGAAGAUACCUUUGUUUGGUUAUUUGAAGAAUGGCUGAAAUGCAUGCACGGCAUUGAACCAGGUGCUAUUAUAACAGAUCAGGAUAGAGCAAUGUGUAAUGCUAUUCACUCAGUGUUUCCAACGACAAGACAUCGUUAUUGCUAUUGGCACAUGCAAAAGCAUAUUAUUGAUCAUUUGCCUACUUUGGUAUCUCGUUAUGGUGAACAGUUUCAAAGGUAUUGGGGCUUGUGGUGUAAUAGUUCUUCAAUUGAACAAUGUGAAGGAUAUUGGGUUGAGAUGAAAGAGAAGUUUGAUAUAAAUGAAGAAGGGGAGGGAUGGUUGCAAACAGUUUACAAAUGCAGAGAACACUGGGUGCCGUGUUAUCUGAAGGACACUUUUUUUGCUGGAAUGAGAUCGAGCCAAAGGAGUGAAAGUAUUAAUGCAUUUUUUGAUGGGUAUGUUAACUCACAGACUCAGUUACACGAGUUUGUGACACAAUAUGAAAAAGCAGUAACUCAUCGUCGCUUAAGUGAAGCCCAUGAAGAUUUCAAGAGUCUGAACACAAAGCCGGUUAUGCUCCUUGGACAUCCAAUUGAGAUCCAAGCUGGAGAAAUGUAUACACGCAAUAUGUUUGAUGUGUUCCAUACUGAAUUCAAAGGAUUUGGUACAGAGUUCUGUGAAGAAUUGAGAAAAGAUGGGGACAUUGUUGAAUACAAGGUCUGUAAGUUUACAGAUAGAGGAAAAUGGGAGGUGGUUACUUAUGAACAAUCCAGUCAGAUCCAGUUCUGUUGCACUUGUGCUUUGUUUGAAACUAAUGGUGUUGCUUUAAGAGCAAAAUUCAAUAAUGUGCUCGAGCUUGCAUUUGAUUCAGAAGAGAAGCUGCAACAACUUGAUGAUGUGCUUACAAAUUUCAUGGAAUCACUUGAAGAAGAACUUGGAGAAACUCAAGAUCAAAUUAUGGAUAUUCCUCAACCUUCCGCACCCAUUUCACAUACAAUAGAGAACAUUCCUCAGAUAACAGUUCGUGAUCCUGAUAGACCUGCAAGGACUAAAGGUCGUCCAUGCAAUGCUACUAGAAUCCAGUCAGGUUUAGAACAGGCACAAGAAAAGAAAGAAAGGAAGAAACGCAUAUGUAGGAGAUGUGGUGAACUUGGGCAUUAUAGAACUAGUUGCAAAGUAAACAUAUGUACGGGUGGUGGAUGUAUUGGUUUGUUCAAAAAGUCAUAUCUCAUGAUUAAUGUACGUUCAUCCACAACUGUUGCUGAUUGUCUUGUAGCUGCUGAUGUAUCAACUUGCAUUGUAGCUGCUGAUGUGUUAAGACUAAUGUAUUAA
This is a messenger RNA of Asparagus officinalis (garden asparagus), 2238 nucleotides long. RefSeq names its product protein FAR1-RELATED SEQUENCE 5-like. The transcript has 5 exons. NCBI's taxonomy places the organism in Eukaryota, Viridiplantae, Streptophyta, Magnoliopsida, Asparagales, Asparagaceae. Gene Ontology annotation, biological process: regulation of DNA-templated transcription. Bases 1 to 2238 code for a protein of 745 amino acids. The record is from RefSeq and is a predicted model, not a curated record. Gene Ontology annotation, molecular function: nucleic acid binding; zinc ion binding.